AUGACUGAAAGACAGUUGGUGACAAAUAUGGAUAAAAAGGUCAUUUGUGGCGUACCUUACUCUGCAUUGACAUUUUCAUCAUGCAUGUCUGUGUCACACAACUUGCCAAUGGUUAUUUGCAGAAAAGAAAGAAAGCAGUAUGGAACAGGAAAUAUGGUUGAAGGUGUUUAUGUCAAGAAUGAAACGAAUUGUUUAUUAAUCGAGGACGUCAUUACAAGUGGAGCAAGUAUAAUGGAAACAGCAGAAAAACUUGAAAAUGAAGGUUUAAUUGUGACAGAUGCCCUCGUAUUUUUAACAAGAGAACAACUUCCAUUUUCCAAUAAUAUGCAUGUUUUGAAGAAGGGUGACAAGGAGUAUCGAGUUCAUCCAUGCUUGACCAUGUCGGAAGCGACACAAAUGCUCAUGAAACUUGGUAAAAUGACAGAGGAUACUCGUGAGGAAAUUCUCACCUUCAUUGCAAACAACCAGUUCCCUCAAGAAGCUCAACAAUCAUCUCAACCACAAGUUCAAAAAAAGAAGGAAUUGAGCUUUGCAGAACGAGCACAAUUGGCGAAUAAUGAAUUUUCCAAGAAGUUAUUUAAUUUGAUGGAACAAAAGAAAACAAACUUGUGCAUUGCUGCAGAUAUUACUAGUAAGCAAGAUUUAUUGAAAUUGGCAGAGGAGUGUGGAUCUGAAAUUUGCAUGUUGAAAACUCAUGUCGAUACUUUGGACGACCAACCUGAUGAAGAAUUUACCAAACAACUCAAAGCACUUGCUGAAAAGCACAACUUUUUAAUUUUUGAAGAUCGAAAGCUAGCUGAUAUUGGCAAUGUUGUCAAGCAACAAUACGCAAGGGGACCUUUCAAGAUUGCUCAAUGGUCUGACCUUUGCAAUGCUCAUAUGGUGAGUGGUGGUUCAUCUCUUGUCAAGGCGCUCAAGGAGGCCCUCAAAGAAGAGUCUAUUAAUGAGGCAAGAGGCUUGCUCUUAAUUGCUCAAAUGAGUACUGAAGGAGCUACCACUAAUGAAUCCACUCAACAAGAAGCAUUGCGUGUUGCCCUCGAACAUCCAGACUUUGUAAGUGGUUUCAUUUGUCAAAGCAAACUCCGAGAGGACUUGGACCAAUUUUUAUAUUGCACUCCAGGAGUGAGACUUGAUGUUAAGGGAGAUUCUCUUGGUCAGCAAUACAACUCACCAGAGUAUGUCGUUUGUGAAAAGAAGUGUGACGUCAUUAUUGUGGGAAGAGGCAUUUAUCAUGACAAGGAUCGUAAAGGAGCAGCUCAACUGUACAGAAAACUCGGAUGGGAUGCUUACUUGAAGAGAUUAAAUAAUCAAUAA
This is a messenger RNA of Naegleria lovaniensis, 1314 nucleotides long. RefSeq lists its product as uncharacterized. Gene Ontology annotation, biological process: 'de novo' pyrimidine nucleobase biosynthetic process; 'de novo' UMP biosynthetic process. Gene Ontology annotation, molecular function: orotidine-5'-phosphate decarboxylase activity; orotate phosphoribosyltransferase activity. The transcript has a single exon. Lineage: Eukaryota; Heterolobosea; Eutetramitea; Acrasida; Naegleriidae. Bases 1 to 1314 code for a protein of 437 amino acids. The record is from RefSeq and is a predicted model, not a curated record.